AAAAAUAAAGCUUUGAUUAUACUGUCUAAAAUAAGUAAAAAUAAAUUCUUUAUGAAAAAUUCCCCUUAAACCUGGACGCUAUGAACUAUACAACCAAAUUCCCCUUUUCGAAUUCGUAAUGAUCUUGCAUAGGUUAAUUAAGUUUGUGCUUUUUGCCGGCACCUUUUACUUGGGCAAGGAACUGGGAGGCUGGGACGACCCAGUCGAAGCGGAAAUUGGUAAACCCAAGCUAGAAACAGAGGAUCCUGUUGGGACAGAAAGUUCUUCGAGUGACCAAUCAGCAGAAAAGAAGACCCAUGAUUUCCAGAACACUUUCUUCGAUGACGAGGACAAGCGUAAACUUCAGCGCAAGAAGGAGGAUUUGGAGAAAAAGUUGUGUCCCAGGGGAAGCAUCUGUGAGCCACCUCCAAAGCCUCUGAGCGAAAGCGUUGGCGAUGCUCUCUAUGACACCUGGCUGGCCUUGAAAAAGAUUCCAUCCUACUGGAGCAGAGCAGCCGAAUCCAUGGCAACCAGCAUUUGCCGACUUUUUAAGGGGGAUAAAUAAGUAAUAAACUUAAAUUACCUUUUAUAAAUAUAAAGAAGAGUUAAACUAAUA
Drosophila biarmipes is the source of this 595-nucleotide messenger RNA. RefSeq lists its product as uncharacterized. Bases 119 to 544 code for a protein of 141 amino acids. NCBI's taxonomy places the organism in Eukaryota, Metazoa, Arthropoda, Insecta, Diptera, Drosophilidae. The transcript has a single exon. The record is from RefSeq and is a predicted model, not a curated record.